Nematocida ausubeli is the source of this 1968-nucleotide messenger RNA. RefSeq lists its product as uncharacterized. Gene Ontology annotation, molecular function: cysteine-type deubiquitinase activity. The transcript has a single exon. The coding region runs from base 1 to 1968 and encodes 655 amino acids. Gene Ontology annotation, biological process: protein deubiquitination. The record is from RefSeq and is a predicted model, not a curated record. NCBI's taxonomy places the organism in Eukaryota, Fungi, Microsporidia.
AUGACUCUGCAGGUAGGCUAUGCCAUAUCAAGAGCAUCUUAUACACAAUGCAAGAUAGACAGUUCAGCAGAGAUCAAAAAUGAGAUAAUUCUUAAGAAUGGAUUAUUAGACACAGCCUCGGAUUAUUUGGUAAUUUCCUGUGAGGAAUGGGACAGUAUAACAAGCGUACACUCCUAUGAUAAGGAAAUACCAGUUGGAAAGAUAAAUAUAAAAAUAACCAUAAAUAUAAAUGAAAUUACGAAGGAGUUUAGUGUCUCAGCUGGAGACAUUCUAUUUGAUAUAAUUAAAAUAGUCAUGUACACAGAGAAGAUGACAGAGGAUGAGUUCAGGGAUGAGUUUAGGUACGAAAUAACACCAGAUAUCCAGCUGAAUGAAAAGCUAGUUCGGGCAGGCACUGAGAGCGUAAGCAUAAAUAUAUUUGAAAAGAAUAAAAAGAACAGAAAAAGCAAAGAAGACUGCAUGCCUGUUGAGUUCAGGAAUGUGGGCCUGACGUGCUACAUGAACACGGCCCUGCAGGUGCUGCUGGGAGUCGGUGAACUGUCAAAUGCAAUUGAAGAAAUGACCCGGGAUGAGAUCAAUGAAUAUGCACAGAGAGAAGAUACAAAGAAAGGAUACACAAGAGAAAAGUGCGGUAAUCUGCUCAAUGCGUAUAGAGAGCUUAUUAAAACUGUAAGGAAAAAAAAAGACUGCCACAGUAAGCUAAGCGAAAUGAAAAGGGCAAUUGGAAGUAUUGACACAAGAUACAGAGGAUGCAUAGAGGAGGAUGCAGGAGAAGUUUUCUCGCUUAUUUUGACGAACUUCAACUAUCUCUUCCAAAAGACAAGACACGAAAACCUGAUACCAGAUCUUUUUAUGUACUCAGCAGAGUCUGUGCGCGUCUUUAAGGAAGGAACAGAGGUAGUAAACAAGUGCGUAAAGCCGUUGUAUAAGUCUUUUGUUCUGAAUGGAUCAUUUGGGUCAGAAGGUGGGCCGCACUCGCAUAUUCUGGUAAUGCACAAAAACCAGCUGGUUGUGACAGGGCUGUGCAUACCUGCAGCGCAGACUACAAUCCAAAAUAUUAAGGAAAGAAUUUCUAAUAGCUUCCAUGUAGAAACAGAGAGAAUAGCUUGCAUAUUCGUGUCGGAUGGAAGAGUUGAAAGAGUUUCUGAUGAUCAAAUUCUAGUUUCUAAGCGCAGUUUGCUUGACCAGCCUAUUUUCUACAUUACAGACGAAGAGAUUGAGAACAUUGAGUUUCUCUUUAUAAGCUAUACAGCCACAGUGGAGGGACUGGCCUUUUUCACAUCCUUGCUGAGUGGAGUCAAAAAUGUAUUCCAAAUUCCCUUCCUAGUGAAAAAGAAGUGCAAUAUUGCGCAGUUCUUGGAGAGAGAGCUAAAAAUAAAAAGGCGCGACAUACCAAACACAAUAUUGGACAUACAGCAGAACAGAGAAAGCACAGAAAGACACUUUGGGUCAAUGGUCAUUGCACUCUCUAAUAAGUACUGGGAUGCAGCAGAGCACAUUGACAUCAUAAAGAACAGAAAGUAUGACAUGAAGGACUGUGUGCAUGUGCAGUGCGUGGUCAGCAACUGGGAGACCACAGCAGUCCGGGAAAGGACUUCAGAAGACAAAGAGGACUUUCUCUUUGAUAGGGUGGAGGAGUCAACAAAGUUCAGAAAAUUCUCAAAGUACUUUUGCGUGCAACUGCCAAUUGGCUUAGGAAAGCCAUUUAAAGGAGAUAAGUCAGAGAGACAAAAACUGCAUGUAGAAAAAGAUGGCCUAGUUCUGGAUGGUGUAGUGUACUCCCUAGUGGGAAUCCUGGUGCACCAUAGUUUUGGAAUUGGUGGGCAUUAUGUGGCAUUCACAAAAAGAAAUAACACGUGGUACCACUGUAAUGACAGUACAAUCACGAAGUCCUCUGUUAAUGAAGCAAUCUCAACAGGAUAUCCAUAUGGAAUAUUAUACAGAAGGUCUGACUCGUAUGCUUGCUAG